AAAAUGACACUACGUAAUUUAGAAGCCACAAUUUUUGCUGCUACUAACUCUUCCGGCGACGAUUCCCAUAAACCCUAAAUCAACUUUCGCCGCCGAUCAAUCUGCCCAUUAUCUCGGGUUCUUGAUUUAAGAAAAAAACCAAGAACUUGUUGGUUUUUUAAGAUGCGUGUUUUAAGGUAUUCUUAGAUUAUUUUGUAAUACAUGUUUUAAGCGAAAGUGUGAGGCUAUUUGGAGCGCAGUUCGGUCAGGGUCUGAUCAAUUUUCCGAUCAAAAAAAUAAGAUUUUUGCAUGCAUUGUUUUCAAGAACUUGCUUUCUGAAGUUACAUUGUUAUUCUUAGGUGCAUAUGAAAUAAAAGAAACUGUUGUUUUCAAGAAUAUAUUGUGUUGUCAAGGAAAUUCAAGAAAUCUAUUUUUUUUUAGAAGAAUUGUGUUGUCAUUCUCUAUAUGUAUCGUCUAGACUAAUGAUUUUGAUUGUUUCUUAGAGAAUGGGAAUUAUAUGUUCUCUGAUUUUGUUAUUUGAGAUGGCCUUUUUGAUCUCAUUCGUAUUCCAAGUUUGAGUUUCAGCCUGCCUUCCACCGAAUAUAAAAUAGAGGCGAGCUGCUGAGGAAAUGGCAAGUCUUGCUGUUAUGCAAUUUAAUCACUUAGACUAGUUGCUCAAACUCUUCAGUAUCUGUUGCUAUAGACAUUACGACCUGCUAUGUUAAGGUGGAUGACAAUGGAUCUGGUGGGUGUUUCACGAGAUGGACUGGUGCUGAUGGGAGAGAAACAUGGUAAUCUUUUUGCAAAAUGUUGGACUGACAUCAUCUUUUCUAUUGUAGCGAUGCUAUUGUUACGUACUUUCUUUUGCCUGACAGCUUUGAUGUUCAUAACUUGGAAUGAUAGUUGUAAUCUAUAGGAUUGCUUGCAUGCAUUACUCAACUGCGAGGCUGUUUGACGGUCUGCGUUCAUUAGUAUCUUUUUACAGAUGUUCUUUUAUUUAUUGUUAUGUGGUUUUACUUGUAAAUGGGCUAACUUGUAUGGCUGUACACAACACCAAAUAUUGAUGCUUACAUUUUGGUUUUACUUGUAUUGUAAGUUGCAUGUACAUUGCCUUCCUGGUGCUUCAUUUGCAAUAAAUACUUUCUUUACCUUAACCGUCUCCCCAAAAGAAAAAGGGUAGCUUGAGGGAGGUGGGUGGAGAGAGACAUGAAAUAUGUUUUUGUUGAUCACUAUUGUAUGUAGAGAUGCUUUGAUUAUUUAUUCUUGCUGAAGUUGAGCGGGAACAUCAAUAUUGGUGCUAAGGUACUUUAAGGCUAGCUUAUGGAUACAAUAUUUGUGUCUGUUUCUUUCAUCUUUUGUCAUGCUUCAUUUUUUCUGGCCAUUUUAACAUGGUGGCUCAGUUUUAUGCACAAUAUAACACUGAGGUGAGUUGUCUUUCCAACCUUUUGACUGCUUGUAUGUUGCAUGUUUUCUUUGAUUAAUACCUAUCAAACGGCCAAAUGUUCAGAAAUUAGAUGCACUCAUAUCACAAAAAAAUGAAUUUUACAACAAAAUCUGACCAAGAUCAUUCAAGACUAUGUUCAUAGUUGCUUAUAUCAUUUACAAAACAACAAAAAUUGAACAAGGUCAUUUAAGAUUAUGUUUGGUCUGAAGUUAGGCAAAAGAUAAAUUUACAAACAAAAAUAAAUAAACUAACUUUAGUUUCAAACUGGAGUUAGUAUAUUUGUCUUUGUUUGUAAAUUUAUCUUUUGUAAGGGUUGUUAAACAUAGUCUUAAAUGAUCUUGGUCAGUUUCUGUUGUUUUGUAAGUGAUAUGAGAAAUGCCAAACAUAGUUUUGAAUGACAUUGGUCAGUUUUUGUUGUAAAUGUCAUGUUUUUGUAAUAUGCAUGCAUGUACUUCAGCAAUUGUUGUAAUUUCUGAGCAUUUGACCUUUUGAUAGGUAUCAAUCAAAGCUUGCUCUGAUCUAGUGGGUGUUGCUUUUGCCUUGAGGUUCAUAUGUACUGGUCAUAAGAGACCGUGAAUGUGUUUGAUCUUACUUCGGGCACCCUAUCUUCAAAGUUUCAUCGAUGAAAUUUUAUCCUUGCGACCAGUCUCUCAAGAACUCUACUAGUGAAAUGUCAGGUUUCGGCUCUGCUUAAUGUCAUAGAGGGGACUCUUGGUCUGUACUUCUCUUAUGAUGUCAAUAUACCAUUGAGGGAGAUGGGGAGCAUUAAGCGAAUGCCCGAGAAUAUUUGGAGCUCAAUUCGGUCGGGCGUUAUCUUGUAUGAUUUCUCAAGGGUUGUUGAGGAGUUGGUUUUCAACAGCCUCGAUGCUGGUGCUGCCAAGGUAUCUGUUGCUGUAGGCAUUGAGACCUGCUACGUUAAGGUGGAUGACAAUGGAUCUGGUGUUUCACGAGAUGGACUGGUGCUGAUGGGAGAAAAAUAUGCGACGUCAAAAUACAGCCAUUCAGAUGAUAUGCAUGCUUUCCCAGCAAGCUUUGGCUUUAAAGGAGAGGCUCUGAGCUCUAUUUCUGACUUUUCUUUGUUGGAAAUUGUUACUAAAACUCAUGGGAGGCCAAAUGGAUAUCGGAAAGUUUUGAAGGGAGGCAAGUGUUUGUACCUUGGAAUUGACGAUUGUAGACAAGAUGUUGGUACAACAGUCAUUGUUCGUGAUGUAUUUUACAACCAACCAGUUCGAAGGAAGCAAAUGCACUCCAACCCAAAGAAGGUGUUGCAUGCUCUGAAAGAGUCUCUGCUAAGAAUCGCCCUUGUUCAUCCCAGUGUCUCCUUUAAAAUUGUUGAUAUUGAAAGUGAGGAUGACCUGCUUUGCACUCGUGCUUCUCCUUCUCCAUUGCCGCUAUUGUCCAGUGAGUUUGGAAUUCAUCUGAGUUCCCUUAACAAAUUGAAUGCAAGUGAUGGUUCAUUCAAGCUCUCAGGAUACAUUUCAGAUCCUGAUGUUUACACAGUGAAGGUCCUUCAAUAUUUCUAUAUCAAUUCAAGAUUUGUUUCCAAAGGACCAAUACAUAAAUUACUUAAUAACACAGCUAUGAGUUUUGACAGAGCUUCUGACAUUGAGAAGCGAAGUAGAUCUCAGAUAUAUCCUCUGUUUAUGCUGAACCUAAACUGUCCAAGAUCUUUUUAUGAUUUUACUUUGGAGCCUUCAAAGACCUCUGUGGAAUUUAAGGAUUGGGGCCCUGUCCUUCUCUUUAUUGAGGAUACUGUUGCGAAUCUCUGGACUGAAAGUAACUCUGCUGAUAUACCUGUGAAUCAUGAGAUCAGGAAAAAGAGGUGCAGGGCUCAGAGUUGCAAAGAUACACUUGAACUUCUUUCCCCGCUGCCAAAGAAACAGAUCAGAGAGUGCACUGUCAGGAGAGAUAUUCAAUCUCCGCAGAAUACUCUGUGGGAAAGUGCUUCUGCGAAACCUGAUCCUGGGCCCGGGUUCCUCUGUCAGAUUGAAAGUCCAAGUCGGUUAGUUGAUGGAUCUCUUGCUCAUUGCACAGUUGGUGUAAACUGGAAAUCCAGAUGCUCUGUGCAACCCCUUUCAUCUAAUGUUUCACCUACAGAGAAUUAUUUCCUGGAUAACAAAUUCAGUGCUUCAGCUACCUCCAGUUAUAAAUCAGACUGCCUGCUAGGUUCAGGAUGGGAGAACGAGUCUCAAACAAUUUUAGUUGGCAAAUCAACAGAGGAUGCCUCAUUUAAGGAGUCUCUUGAACUUAUUGACAGUUCAAAUAUGAUGCAUGAGAGAAGGAAACCAUUCAUGCGUAGCUGUUCUUUGCGCAGAAGCCUGAUACAUGAUGGAACAUCUUUUGAUAGUGAUGAAGACGUUAAGUUUGGAAAAAGUGACUGCAGAACUAAACAAAAUCGCCUUGAAGAUGAUUAUAGUGUUGAAUUUGAAGUUGUUCAUGAUGUUAACCGGGUCUUACAUCAAAGGCCUACUAGAGGCAAGGAAAUAUAUUUUGAGAAGUUCUCCAGGUGCAAAACACAGAGCAGGGCAUUGCAGCGGACAAAAAAAAUUUCAGGUGAUUCAGAAAAGUCUUCUUUAACCAAGGACAUUCUAGAUGAAGAUGAUCAUCUUAUGGACUUCUUUAAACAGACUGAAAACUAUCGUUCUGGCCUACCAUCUUUUAGUCCAGAACUAUCUCCUCUGCCAGCAUAUCCCUUGCUCGGGAGCAGAUCUCUAGAUGUUAAUCCUUACAUCUCUGAAAAUGAGCUUGAAACUUCUGUUAAACAUGAAGUUGGUGUCACGUAUAAUUCUGGAAACAUGCAAUGUAAUCUCUUGGUUCCAGCCAUAAAUAAUAUGGGAAAAGAGGACUGCUUGUUUUCAAAUCCUGCAAAGUUUGAUCUUGAUUUUUAUGCUUGUUCUAAAGAGGAUUUGGGCUGUAUAGGGGGACUUGAUCCGUGGGACAUUUAUAGUUCAGGUCCUUCUGAAUCCUAUUAUGAUGGAGAUGAUUUGUCACAUACACAUUCUCAUGGUGAAAAUCUUACUAAUUGUUUGACACCACGAGCUAUGCUCUCCUCUUGGGUGGAUGGGAAUUCGCAUAAAUGGAAUGAUGCUGGGAGUCGAGGUAACACAGAUAAGCUUAUAAGGAAGAAGAGUAGAAGUCAUUCAGCUCCUCCAUUUUAUCAAGGCAAGAAGAAGUUUUUUGCCACGAGCGAGUCUUCAAAAACGGCAGCAGGAAAUAACAUUAUUAAGACUGUUCAUGAUGUGCCACUCAUGCCAGAAACUAGAGCAGUAAGAAGACUGGGGGAUUCUACAGAAGCUAUCUGCUCGGAGCUUCCACAGCAGUCAUCCCAUCAAUGUGAUCAAUCUUCCACCCCAAGUUGUGGUGAUGGUGUUUAUUCUGAUGAAAGGCUAAGUGUUAAAAUGAAACUUGUUGACAUCUGGAAUAGCAAAUUACAAACUCAAGGAGAGUGCAUAAGUACACGCUAUGGGGAGUUAAAAGAAGAAUUUGCACCAACAAAAGAAACUCAAAGUAUCUUAGAUUCUGGGACAAAAUGGAGGGACUUCUGUCCAGAGAUUACAAGCGGCGCUGGAACAAAGAGUCGUAAGAAUCAGGAUACUGUACUCAAUGUCACUUCUGGCAUAUUGCAUUUUCUUGGUGAUUCAUUGGUUCCUAAUACCAUUGAUAGAAACUGCCUGGGUGGUGCCAAAGUACUCCAACAGGUUGAUAAGAAGUUUAUUCCGAUUGUGGGCGGCACAACACUUGCUAUAAUUGAUCAGCAUGCUGCAGACGAGCGAAUUCGUUUGGAAGAACUGCGUGAGAAGGUUCUAUCUGGACAAAAAAGAACAACAACCUAUCUUGAUUCCGAGCAAGAAUUGGUCAUGCCUGAAAUUGGUUAUCAAUUAUUACACAACUAUGCUGACCAAAUUCAAAACUGGGGUUGGAUCUGCAACAUUCAUUCUCAAGCUUCAAAAUCAUUUACCAGCAGGAACUUGAAUCUGAUUCACAAGCAGCAAACAUCUGUCAGGCUUCUUGCGGUUCCCUGUAUUCUGGGUGUUAAUCUAACAGAUGUGGAUCUGUUAGAAUUUCUUCAACAGCUUGCUGACACAGAUGGAUCAUCAAUAGUACCUCCAUCAGUGAAUCGUAUCCUGAAUAACAAGGCUUGCAGGAGCGCAAUUAUGUUUGGAGAUGCAUUGUUGCCUUCAGAGUGUUCUCUCAUUGUUGAGGAGUUGAAGCAGACUUCAUUGUGUUUUCAAUGUGCUCAUGGGCGGCCAACUACUGUACCUCUUGUCAACUUGGGCUCUCUGCAUGAGCAGAUUGCUAAGUUAGGUUCAUGGAGUAAGGGUUCCUCCGAGGCAUGGCAUGGAUUACAUCGGCAUGCAAUCAACCUAGAACGUGCAGCAAAGCGACUAAGAUCAGCCGUAUCCUAGUGUCAAAAAUCUCUCGUUAGUAUACCUUUCCAAUAUAUAGCCAUAGUAACUCAUUCUGAAUGGACUGUAAAGAAAUUUGUGACGAUAAUGAAAUAGGUUAUUUGAUUGUAACAUAACUCAACUGUUGUCAUAGUUAAAUUUGUAUAUCCCAUUCUAACCUUCUCUUUUUGCUAGACAAUAUGAAGUGAUAUUGGAACAAUGGUA
Solanum lycopersicum (tomato) is the source of this 6033-nucleotide messenger RNA. Lineage: Eukaryota; Viridiplantae; Streptophyta; Magnoliopsida; Solanales; Solanaceae. The record is from RefSeq and is a predicted model, not a curated record.